Molecule: messenger RNA, 7907 nt
Organism: Phyllopteryx taeniolatus (common seadragon)
Lineage: Eukaryota; Metazoa; Chordata; Actinopteri; Syngnathiformes; Syngnathidae
Product: RAS guanyl-releasing protein 1-like
Exons: 17
Coding region: 1405-3363 (652 amino acids)
Biological process (GO): Ras protein signal transduction; positive regulation of GTPase activity
Cellular component (GO): plasma membrane
Molecular function (GO): guanyl-nucleotide exchange factor activity; calcium ion binding
Source: RefSeq, a predicted model, not a curated record
CAGCUGGGAGGAGCUCAUCCAGUCUUGUUUGCAGGCUUUCGAUUCAGACGGUUACGUAUGUGAGCACAGCCACUUGUUGAACAUCACCCUGACCAUGCAUCGCCUACUCAUCUCCUCCAGUGAUCUGCUGGAUAAGCUCACCGAUCUAUAUCCUUCAGCAACCUGACAGAAACACAUUAUUGAUAUCACAGACACAUUUGUAGGCAUUUUGAGUGGUGUGGUUGUCAAGAGUGACAGCAAAUCUCCUGCUUGGCUGCUCACACUGCUGGCUCGCCUGCAUAAAAAGUGAGCAACAUGUUCGGAGUUGCUGCUGCUUGCAUUUCUGUGGAAAAUCUUGGGCCACCACUAACUUUGUUGUUUUAAAUUUCUUUUUUUUUUCCUCCCUUAAUUUCAACCACAGUCAUUUUGACAUGGGGCCUAACUAGCCAUUUGGGGGCCCAGGACAAACUUUGGGCCCUCCAGAUCACAUCAUCAUCACAUCACUGACAAAUGUUUAAUUUUCGUUUUCAGAAAAACCACCAGUUGUGAAUCACUGGUAUAAAAAACAUCCAACCUUUUAAAAUAAGCGACUAUUAUGCCACAUGGCUUCCACAAAACAAGGAAAUGGUUACUAAGGGGUAAAAACAACACACAAGGUGGGGAAAGACCAUUAGAAUUGAUUUGUGAAAAAAUAUUAAAUUGACCAUAUUUGUUCAUGAGGGAUUUCUGGCUGACAGUGGUGAUAAUGAAUUUUAUAAGGUCCCAUUGACCAAAGAAUAAUUAAUAUUUACUUAGUGUAAAAUCUGGGCCUGUUUAGUUGAACACAAUGCUAUUAUUAUGUUGUAUGAAAGGUAACAGGUGGCUGCACAGGUUAAAUGUACCUUCGGCCGUUUAGAAAAAGAGCAUUGUUCUGCCUGUCACAAUACUGUAUGUAGCUGUCAUGGAUAGUUGAACCAUGGAUUGGAAAUAAUGUAAAUAAAUAUAAAUCAAUUGGUAUUUCUGAACCAAUUUAGUGAAGUUUGAUCAUUUCCAGCAGCACAUCUGAUGAUCUCUCAUGACACACUAAUGUGCCUCCUCCCCUACCAUCAUCCUGUUUGUCAUCCACCAGGAAAUAGCCUGCUAUCUAACCAACAGAUGGGCAAACAAACACAAACAUGCAUUGCAAUUUGCAAUUUAUGCAUUGCUAAAACAACAAAUCUAAUGGACAAGACUUUUGCACAAUCCUGUAUUCUUGUAUCUUCUCUUUAGCUCCAUUGUGUCAAUUUCUGUCAUUUGCGGCACUUGGAUCCCAUGGCUUAAAAAAAACCUUGGUGACCGGAGUGGAGGGCUUUCAGUCUCAGCUUCCAUUCAGGAAACGGCGGUGGCGUCACAAAGCCUCUCAGAGGAGCACACCUUCUUAGCGAGCAGCCUUGGGGUUUCAGUGCCAUGGACAAUGAGCAGCCAGCAGAGUGCCAGAGAAUAUGCUACUUCAUCAGGCAUUGGAUUCAGGAAUUUUGGAUGAUGUUCAGGUUGCACCACAGCUUGUCAGACAGCUUGGACCAGCUCCGGGAGCUGAUCAGGGAGCAGGGACAAGAGCAUCUAUGCUCUCUUCUAGAGACCAAAUGGAUAAACGAACGGGACUGGUCAUGGAAGGCCAGCCAGAAGAUCAAAGCCAACAGCAGUAAAAAGAGGAAGGUCUCUCUUCUCUUUGACCACCUGGAACCCAUUGAACUGGCCGAGCAUCUCACCUUCCUGGAGUUUAAAUCAUUUUGCAGGAUUUCCUUUAUAGACUUCCAGAAUUACAUCCGCAACUGCUGCAUGAAGGACAUCCCCGUGAUGGAGCGUUCCAUCGCCCUGUGCAAUGGGGUCUCCCAGUGGGUUCAGCUGAUGGUGCUGAGCAGGCCGACGGCUCAGCUUAGAGCUGAGGUGUUCACCAAGUUCAUCCACGUGGCGCAGGGUUUACAUCUCAUGCAUAACUACAACACGCUAAUGGCAGUGGUGGGAGGGCUUUGUCAUAGCUCCAUAUCCAGACUGAAGGACACCACCUCCCAUGUACCCAGUGAUGUCAUCAAGGUGUUAAAUGAAAUGACAGAUCUGCUCUCCUCAUGCAGAAACUUUGAUAACUACAGACAAACAUACAACAAGUGUAUAGGUUUUAAAAUCCCCAUCCUGGGCGUGCACCUUAAAGACCUCAUUUCGGUGAAUGAGGCCAUGCCGGACUAUGUGGAAGACAAUAAAGUGAACGUGCAGAAGCUGCAGGCCCUGUACAGCCAUAUCAACGAGCUGAUGCAGCUCCAGCAGAUCCCUCCCAAGCUGGACGCCAACAAGGACUUGGUCCAUCUUCUGACGCUGUCCUUGGACCUUUACUACACUGAGGAUGAAAUCUACGAACUCUCUUACGCCCGGGAGCCCAAGAAUUGUAAAGCCCCUCCAGCCACCCCUUGUAGACCUCCAUUGGUUGUAGACUGGGUAUCGGGAGUGGCUCCUAAACCUGAUCCUCGAACCAUUAGCAAGCAUGUGCAGAGAAUGGUGGACUCCGUGUUUAAGAACUAUGAUCACGACGAGAACGGCUUCAUUUCUCAAGAGGACUUUGAGAAAAUUGCCGCCAGCUUCCCCUUUUCCUUCUGUGUCAUGGACAAAGACAAAGAGGGACUUGUGAGCAGAGAUGAGAUCACAGCUUAUUUCAUGCGGGCCAGUGUCAUCUGCUCCAAACUCGGCCUGGGCUUUGUUCAUAACUUUCAGGAGACCACUUACAUGAAGCCCACCUUCUGCGACAACUGCUCUGGAUUUCUGUGGGGCGUCAUCAAGCAAGGCUACAGAUGCAAAGACUGCGGGAUGAACUGCCACAAGCUGUGUAAGGACCAGGUGGCCUUUGAGUGCAAGAAGAACACCAAAUUGAACAACGGCAACACCACCGACAGUCCCACGCCCAGCUCCACGCCUGUUACCACGGGAACCUCGGAGGGUUCAGACGAGUGUCCUUUCCAGUACCCGCUUGAUGACAGCAAUGACUGGAGUCCAGACUCUCCAGUCACGUCACAUUUCAGGCUUAACCGGGUCCACACCGCCACUCAGACCGAGGGUCCGCCGCUGUGCCCUGAUGCCACAUGCCCUCACCCGUCUCUGCUGGUGCCCUCGACGACGUGCCCCAGCCCGCUGCCCCAGAGGAAAAAGCGACACUGCGCCAAGUGGGAGAACCGAGUUUCUGUUGUACACAAGUCCCGAGACCCAGAAGAGGAGAACAAAUCCAUCACUGAAGCACUGCAAUCAGACAACGAGAGUCUCCUAAAAGCCAACGAGACACUACACAGGAAGUUGAAGGAGGCCGAGCGGGAAGUGGAGAUGUUAAAGACGCUGCUGAAGAGGCACGCGCUCCAUCCUGUGGAGGAGGACGAAUCCUCCUAGACACAUCAAGUACAUUCAGUAUCAUCAGACCAACAUUUAUGUUCUCCAUCCGCAGUACAGUAAAGUUGUAAUACAAACAGUAUAUGAGUGAUGAGACCAAGGCAUUUUUGGAUCGUAUGCUAAACACGGAGUGUGAUGCACACGGCCAGUUAAGGUUUUUUGAGAACCAAUCAGGGCAUUAUUACCACAUUCUGGUUUUAAAUUAAACAUAAACUUGAUUAAAUAAAUUGAUAUGUAUGACGUUUAAAGAAGCAAUGGAACCUCCAAAGUUGAACACAAGCAGCUGUGUGGUGCUGGUUGACUUCCAAGUUGUUCGACGUUCCCAUAGAGAAAAGUGUAAUUAAAGUGUCAUGGAAAAUAGGCAACAUCAAAUUCCUUAAUUAACUACACAGGUAAAGUAAAAGUUUAAGAUUUCUAACUUUCAUAGUUGUAUAAAGAGAAUUAACCACUGUAAAAUCUAACUUAAAAAAUACAGUAAAAUAAACUACUUUGGCUUUGAAGACACGAGAGAGACAGUAAUGGAGAAAGAACAGGAAGGUGUUUGCAGUGUGAUACUGUCACCUAGUGUCGUUUGUCUGAAUUAUUAAAGCCUUCUGAUCUUUAAUCUUUAAAUUAUGAAUUAAUUUUAUUGCUGAUAUUGUACUGACAAGUCCGACCUUUUCCUACUGAAUGUCGCAUUGAGUCGCCAUUCGGAUCCUAUUUUAUGGUGGCAAAAAGCAAAACACACUUACUCAGUUAAUCCUUUAAAUCAGUUGUUCUCAACUGUUGUCACCUCGGUACCCGCAUUUCCUACUGUUGCUCAUUUGUGACCCUCUUUAACACAAGUGGCGAACACGUACAGUAUUGUUCAAAAAUAGCCUAUGAAAAGGUGAAUAUAUUUUUACACAUGCUUACACCCAAGCCAUGACGUUUCUGCCGCAUGCCUGUCAAAAUGUUAUUUUCCAAGUAAAAGACAAGUCCAACCUGGGAUGCACGUUUAAUAUUUCACUGUUCCUACGACGGCGACGUAAAACGAAUUUGUUCGCAAGUCGGACUGCACCAUAGUCUAUCACUAAAUGGUAAAUAUAGUAAAAUUUGUAUGAAAAACACCUGUAAGCCAAUCAAAUCAAUCCAAAGAAACAAUAAAUACAGCACUAACUGAGUGUGCCUUCUUGUACCACAUGAAGACAUUGUUUUACACUGUAACAUUGAAAUGUUAUAUGUAGAUACGUAAACAGAGGACCCCCUGUAAUUUUAUACUACAUGUGCAUGACCCAAAAAGGUUUUUGCAUCACGACCAACCCCCCAGUAAAGAAAGCUUUGGAUGAUCACUAAUAUUUUGCUUACUGUCACACAUGAUGAUGGUUUGAGGCAUUUUACAAACAUUUGGUUGCACUCCACAUUUUGGUCGUUCAACUUUGGAGAUUCCACUGUACAUUAAAAAAGAAGAUGGCAAGAAACAAAAAUGGUCAGACGCUAUUAAUAUCUAAUUAGUACAUAAUAGUCAUACACUGUAAAUGUAGUAAAGGAACGCUGAGUGCCAUAAUGUAGAGUGAAAAACGAGAUAUUUAUGAGAAUAACAUCCUGUGGGGUAUUGUGUGUUUGAGGGGCAGUCAAAACGUAAUGAGCCUUAUUUAAUUUAACUUACUAAUAAUUGAUUUUUUUUUUUUCCCGAAAUAAAUUGUGUUUGUAGUUUAAAUACUUGUUUGAAGGUUUAUUUAAAAAGUUUUAUUUAAGUCUAUCCUCUUACUGUCGCCAUUAUGAAAUGAUGUCAUUGUUGGAUGCACCAUCAGAAGCAGAGAGCUGUGAUUGAAUUUCUUGUUUUGGAUCUGGAACCACCACUAACCAUUUUCUAAAAGUUACAAAAUGUGUACGGGGAAGGUGCAAUAGGCUACAGCACCGUCAAAAAGUGGGUGUCCGGGAGCAAAGGCGAAGAACACGAGCCUGUUCUGAGUGAACUCCGUGACAAGCAAAGAAUCUCGUGAAGUCAUCAGUUCCUUUGGCGAAACAACAAUAACCCAUAACCCAUACUUCAGAUUAUCACCUUUGUGGACCUUUAAAAGAAGGACUUGGGGUCAGCACUUCUCUGAUGACGAACAAGUAAUGCAAGCUACAAACAACGGGUUACUAGCGCAGCCUACUGAAUUUGACAAGGUUGGCAUAUUUGCCCUUGUUCAUCGAUGGACAGUCGGUCUUGAGAAAAAAAAGGGGAUUAUAUCAAGUGAUGUAAGAAGUGAUCAAAUCCUACUUUUUGAGCAUUAUUUUUAUGCGUAUAUUGCUUUUCUAUUGCAACAACUAAAGCUAGAGCUAAAUUGGGCUCAUUACUUUUUGACUGUCCCUCAUAUAAUAGUAUAAAAGUAUAUUAAUAAUUUCCGUAGAAUGACCCCUAGAUAACUACUUUUAGUGCAUCUUUUUCAUGUUUAUUGUGUGAAACACUACACAGUUCAUAUGAACUGUGAAAUUACACGUUUUUUUGUACAUUGGUACUUAACUGUUCAGUAUAAUUUCUUCUUCUCUGUUCAUGGCAUAUCGCUACUUUUGUUUGAUUGUUUUAUAGUAAGUGUUGUAAAUGGAAAUUGUGGUGUUUGUGUUUAUUGACAGUGCCAGCCACAAGGAUAGUUAAGUGGCCUACCUGCUCAUCUCCCAUGUCAGUAUUGUGAGCUUUUUUGUUAAAAUUAAAUGCUGGGCAUUCAGUAUUAAAAAAGCAUUACUUGUAUUACUCCAUUUUAUCAAUGGGGGGCACUAGAGCCUCAUAAGGGUACCACAUCAUUCUAGGCUGUAUUACCACAUCAGUUCUCGUCCGCUUUCUAAGAAAACUUACAACAAAUUUACAACGUUUUGCUGAGUAGAUACUUGAAAGGAAAUCUUUUUUCAUACAACUUAAUUUCUCCAAAUGAUACAAGUUUUUUUUUUUUUGGUCUUUGGCAUUGUGUUGUAGUCAAAAUGUACUUUGCUACAACAGGUAUUCAUGCCAUAAGCCAUUGAGAGUCGUUGUGUGUACAUUUCUUGCAAUGCCGUGUGAAGAAUUGCCUCUGAGGUGCGCAUACCAGCGCCUCCCUAGUCUAUAGCGCCGCUGACAACUCAUUUAGUUCCAAUUGAAUGGGAAGGGGGGGAAAUAACACCGGGCCAAGUCCAGCAGGCUGUAUGCACACCAAUACUAAAUAGUUUCCAAUAUCAAGGUUGGAUGGGGGGGAAGGGUCUUUUCAAAACAUAUUUAAAAGGCUGUUACACUAUGCUGCAGGUGGGAAUUUAAUGGUCUCACUGACAAAUCAAUCAGUUGAAACCCAAUAUGCAACCUACAACCGAGACAAGCCAUUAUGGUGUAGCCAGAAGGACAAAUGUGGACUCAACGAAACGCUGCAUUAUAAAACAGUCGACAGUCUGCCUAAAUACAGAGGCAGACAGACGAUUUAUCACACAGACAUCAGUGUUCAACGGAACCUCCUGUCCAACACUCCAAAAGGGAAACAAUUUGGAUCCCAACCAAAGCAUUUUCUGGAGAAAAAAAAAUUAAAAAUAAUAAUAAUAAUAAUAAUAGCUAACAAAAAAUGAAGUCCAUCAUUAUGGGUGAUCUCAGCAAAUCUUAUGAGAUUCCAGCUCCAUGAGAAUAAAAUAGAAUAACAAUUUGUUUGUUUUCUGGGGAAAAAAACAAAACAAGUUCAAAGCAUCAUCAUGCAUGAGAUCGGUGAAUGUUAAGCAUAAAAAUGAUUAACUCCGUGCUUUUUCAUGGACUUUCCCCCUAAAAGGAAAGAGUUCAAUUAGCCAGUGGUGGUUUUGCACAAGUGGCAUUCAUUCAAAGUCUGGAUGGAGUCUCACAGUCUCGAUUUGUUGCUAGUUGAUUUUGGGCAAAAGCAGUUUUGAGAGAGGUUGGAAAAGUAGUAAAAUUUUCCCGAGUACAGAGACAGACAAUGAGCCAUCAGUGUUCAUACGAAUCUCCAGUAAAAACACCACCAAAAAAAUGAAAAAUGUGUUGUUGUUCUCGCUUUUUUGUUGAAACACUGAGUAGCCACUCAAUUUGUCGCAUGUCCCUGCACUACCCCCUGGUUGUCAUAGUAACGAAAGUAUUUGCAUGAGACAAAACCGACCCCCAAAAUGUUGUGAUUUAAUCCAGUGUUACAAGUGGAUGUUGAGUUUGUUGUAUUUCAUUAUCAUUUGUGUAUUUUCACCCAAGAAUAUCACAAAUCUUUUAUUCAGACACCUGUGAAUUGUAGAAAAAAAUGCAUAAUGGCGUCCGGGGCUACAGCACCAGAUGAUGGGGCCCCCCCAUACAGAAACUUCCUGUCCUCCCUGUUCGACACCCCUGAUGGGGUCCAUGAAGUCUCUUUAAAAUGUAAUUAAUUUACAAGUCAAAUUAAUGAGCAAAUCUGUGGAAAUCCAUACAAAAUGAGGAAUAGAUACUGAAGUUCGAUUUUUGCCUCAUUUAAUACACUUGACACUGUCCUUACUGUAUCUCCCAAAAUGUCUUGAAUCGUGCACAAAUCGACGAAUGUGAUGGCGGAUGUCCUCCAUACUUAAUCCCUGCGUCUGCCAGUGCGAUUUAGUUUCAAUAAAGCACAAUACACCUG